AGUUUACCUCCAGAGGUGUGCUUGUAUGACGUCACAAGUGGUAAACAAAGUGCUGGGCCCCGGAGGUGUGACGCCUCUCUCAGAGGUCAGAGGUUAUUGUUGCUUUACACAGCCUGUUGCUCCCUGGCGCGUCCUAGUACCUGUUCACAAGAUGCCUCGGCCCAAACCUCCGGGGUGUUUAAAAGUGCAAUGUGUGCGAAGUAUUGUGAAUAACAUGGACAAAUACUGGUGUCAGGAUUAUAUGCAGAAUUGGCUUGAUCAAAGCAAAAGCUACUUGUUCGUUCUGGGCCCUUUUGAAGACUUGCCUAGUCCACUCAUUGAGCUUAUAAUUGAGGAAUUGAACACAUCUGGCAAGUUACGGAAACAUCACUUGCACUUGUUGCUACUUUACCACCUGGAGCGACUGGUUCUCACACGCUGCACAUCCGAGUUUGGAUACAUUAUAUCUCUCUGUGCUGUACGCUGCAAGAAACUGCGCCACAUAGGACUAAAGGGCAGAACAUUGCCACGCAAAAUUCUGAAUGAGAUGUUCAAGUCCCUAAGCCUCCUGCAGACAGUGGACUUGUCACAGACGAAUGUGACAGAUCAAACCAUCAGUGUUAUUUCUGCCUACUGCAAACAUGUCAGGGUUUUGAAUCUCUCGGAUACAGAUGUAACAGACAUGGGCGUCUCGAGCCUCUGUCACGGGAUCAUGAGUUCCGACAUUCUUCCUACUGAGAAGCCACAUAUCUCGAAAUCCAUCAUCAAGUUGGAUCUCUAUGGGACUGCCGUUACUGACAAAGGAAUUCAGUGUGCCUUAGUAAAUCUGCCAAAUCUGCAAGAAAUAACUCACUCCACUUUGUUGUAUGCAUUGGCAAAUUUAAAGAAGAGUAGAGAGAAAAUGGCAGAAGUGUCUGUAGAUAUAGGCAGCAUAGUACCUGAAUUUGGGCCAUUAAAGUUAAGAUUUUUACAAUGUGAUGAAUUUGGUAGUGGAAACUUGGGGCAUUUUGCUAAUGCUCAGUUCAUCAAUCCAGCCAUUAAUUUGUGUCCAAAUAUUCAGUACGUACACCUGCGCGACCUUGGUAACAUUAAAACUGACAGCCUUUUGCCUCUAUUGACUCUAAAUAAUGUAAUAGAUCUUGUAUUAGAAUUUAAUGGGCCUAACCAAGUGAGUUUUUGCACCCAAAUUGUACCUUUGUUGCACAAACAUGGUGAGACUCUGCGUAACCUCCAGCUUCGUUUCGUGGCUAAUAUAAAUCUGAUUGUCAUAGCCUAUCUAUGUCCAGAAUUAAACACUUUAUCAUUAGAUGGCUUAAACACCUAUAGUGACUAUGAUCCAUCAAAAGUUCAUGCAGUGCCACGAGACGUAAAACCAAGUUUCAGUCAUUUAAAAUCCAUUAAUAUUAACUGUGCUCCCAUAAGCGAAGUUCUGGCAUUGACUUUUCAUGUGCCAACAGAUGGCCUUAGACUUAUUCUUGAGUCACCUGUUCUCGAGAAAAUAAUUGUGAUUGAGCAAGACAACCUAAAUGAUGAAAUUUUAAUAAAUGCUGUCCGCACCUCAAAAUUCCCUCGCCUGAGACUCCUCAGCUUGACUCAGUGUAAAAAUAUUACCAUAGAGUCGAUUAGAUACGUAAUACGACUUAACAACCCACUUGAGACCUUACAUAUCAUUUACUGCCAAAAUAUAACAAAUGUAGAUUAUCAUAAACUUGAAAAAUAUGUCGAGAAACAAAGAUUAUUGGUAGAGUUGGCCUGGUUUUGAUUCACAUUUUUCUCCAAACCAAUUGUGUAUGAAAGUCAAAUUGUUGUAGAACAUUUGUUCCGUCCUUGUACAUUCAUUUGGUCUUCCAUUCUUACCAUUAGGCAUUCUUUGUGUAGAAGUUUAUUUCAUAAGUGGUAUUAUUCAUAUUAUUGUGCAUAAGUAAAUACAGUAAUUGUCAAAUGAAGACAUCAGACCUGGAAUAGUAUUUAAUGCAGUCUGUCACACAAUACCUGUAUUAAAAUUUUUUUGGACAUCCCUCAGGAUGCCAUUAUAAGAACACCCAGACAAGUGAUGUCAAAGGAUUACUGUGGUAGUAUUGAUAAUGCACAGUAUAUUUUUAAUUUCACUGUGUCCUACCAGUCAACUAUUUCAGAAAAAAGGUGUAUACCUGUAUUACAUACAAUAUACAAUUAGAAGAUUAAUUGAAAGUUGUGUACUGUGGGAAGAAAUUUUCCCUUUCCCCAUUUCCCAAAUUUUUAAGGCAAUAGGCCUAUCACUUUAAUAUUCUGUUUUAGGAAUUUAAAUUACUGAAUUUUAUCAUUAAUAUUAAUUUUUGUUAUGAUCAUAUAUCUUGUUUUCGUACUAAUGUCCCUAGGGGUCAUCUGUUCCGUGGUAGAAUUCUUUGUGAAUCCAAUACCUUUGGUGUCGCUAGCCUUGUAUCCUUUUGUUCUCGUAUUGGCAUCAUGAGUGAUAUUUAGCGUCUCUUGAAUAUUCGGUGGUAUGGAUGGUGCUACAUAGUCUUCCUGGCCUGACUCCUUUUGAUCAUUGCAUAUUGUUUUAAUUAAAUUUGUUACUUUAAUAUAUGAAGGAAAUUUUGUAGCAAUAUUAAUUCACUGUAAAUUUCCUGGUCUAGACUGCUAUUCACCCAAAUUAUUCUCAAUUUGAAGACGGGGGUGCAAUUUUAGUUUUAAAUUAGUCUUGAGAUCGGUUUUAUUACUGGUGUGUGUUUUUUUUUUUUUUUUUGUAGCAAUAUUAAUUCGCUGUAAAUUUCCUGGUCUAGACUGCUAUACACCCAAAUUAUUCUCAAUUUGAAGACGGGGUGCAAUUUUAGUUUUAAAUUAGUCUUGAGAUCGGUUUUAUUACUGGUGUGUGAUUUUUUAAUUUAAAGGUGGCCGUCCUGGAGCUCUGGUUGCAAGCAGUGUUUGUUCAGCAAUAGAUGUUAUAUAAAAGUUAAAAUUGUUUGUGUCAUAUUGAAACAAUGAAAAAUAAUACAUAUACUAUACUGUAAUUUGAAUUCCAGUUUACGAAAAUAUAACAUAUAUAACAUGUUUUAAUAUCAAACACAAAAUAGUAAUCACAAGACAAUGUUCUAGACAUGGUGUGCAAAAAAUUUGAUUUGUUAUACUACUGGAACUAGAUAAGAGUUCUUGUCUUUAACAUAGUUCACAAUGCCUGUAUUUCAAUUGUAUGCACCCAUCAUUAUUGUGUACUGUAAUGUCAUACAUACUUUCCAAGACCUAAGGUUUGUAAACAGUCUGUUAUAUGAAUCUCAGUUUAACUUUGUCAUUUGUAUAUUGUACAUCAGAACAAAGAGUUUUUUUUCUAUGUGAAACAGACUGCUUGCCCCAUGGAGGUCUCACUCUGUUAGAACAAGUUUUUUAAGACAUGUGGUAUUUGAUGAUUGAAGAUUUGAUUAGUGCAGUACUGUAUAUAAGUUGUAUUAAUUCCCUUGCAAAUGACAAGAAUGUAGUUUUUUAACAGUGUAUUUGAUGAUAAAUAUCACAUGAAAAAUAUUAUUUCAUAAGAAUGGACUUUGUUGUAUUGGUUGCUGUGAUAGACAUAACUCCAAAUAAUUUGACUGAUUCAAUGAUUAGAGGUUUGAUUGUAAAUUAUUCAAAGGUGAACACAAUUGAACUUAUUAUUAGAAAGUCCCAUUUCCUGAUUCUAGGGUUAAUCGGAAAUAUAAAUAUCUUGUUCUCCAUUUAAUACAUAAUAUUCAGUUAAUGGUGGCUCACCCCAUUAAAAAGGAAGCCUCCUAGCAGCCAGAAAAAAAAUAUAUACUGUAUAUACCCAACCUGAUAUACCGAUGCCUAUCUGUCUCUGGCCACGUUAGUGUUCUGCCACCCUAAAUGUGAAAGAUGGUAGAAAUAGAAUGUAGUACCUAUUGACAUGAGUUAUAAAUUGUAAUAAUUGUGUACAUGAUUUUUGGAGCUUUGUAUUCUCACGAAGUGAGUGGCAUCAGCAAGGUGACUAGGUAAAAUGGCAGAGAAUUAAAAUAUCUUGCAUAUACAGUAUAUAUAUACCUGUAUAUAUUAGUUUGUACAUAAAGCAAUUCAUUUUUUAUCCACAGUACGUAUUUGUCGUGUCUAAUAGCCAAAACUGCAGUACUUGGCCUACUAUGCAAGGUCGAAUUUGCCUAACAGGCAGAAUGAUUUUAAUUUUUUUCAAAUAUUUCUUUUCUAACAAUAAUAAUUAUAUUAAGAACAUGAAUUACUGACUUAAGUUAUAUUGGGUUAUGUUAGGUUUGAUCAAAUUUUUUAUUUUUGACUCAAAAUUACAAUCAUAUAUAAUAGAAUGAAAACUUUGUCAUUUCAUAAGAAAGAUUUUUGGAAAAUGAAAUAUUUCACAAAAAUUUUGCUUGCUAGCCAACUCUGGCUAUUAGGUACGAUAUUUAUUUGUAAUGAUUCCCAGGCUCCUCCGAGAAUUGACCUUCCACUAAAGGGAAGCUUUAUUUAUGUGUAGUAUUGUAUGUUUUGUGUACAGUUAUUUAUUUGAUAUAAAUUUUUAAUACAAA
Procambarus clarkii (red swamp crayfish) is the source of this 4475-nucleotide messenger RNA. RefSeq lists its product as uncharacterized. The record is from RefSeq and is a predicted model, not a curated record. NCBI's taxonomy places the organism in Eukaryota, Metazoa, Arthropoda, Malacostraca, Decapoda, Cambaridae. Gene Ontology annotation, biological process: SCF-dependent proteasomal ubiquitin-dependent protein catabolic process. Gene Ontology annotation, cellular component: SCF ubiquitin ligase complex.